AUGGUCAAGGCUUCCUGCAGCAAGAAAGCUGGUUCGAGCUCGAGCCACACUUCGGACUCUGCCACAGCACCGCCGUUGAAACAGGUGAAAGCACUCCAAUCAGCGCUCGUAUCGUCUUCGGACCUCAACCCGCUCUCUGAGCUUCUCACACUCUCGAAGCAACUUGCAAACGUCGGUGAUGAUCGCCCAGCAAAUGAGAGGAAGGACGCAGCAGUCGCGGUUCAUCGUGCACUCGUUGUACUCGUGAAAUCCAUCAAAUCGCUCAGCGCCGAGGAUAGGAUUCCUUUCGAUAAGGAUGUUGACCAGGACGGGUACAUCCUAUCGUACGGCGCCAAGGCUAGCAACAACGCCACAGCCUCUUCUGAAAACGCCAAGCAAGCACAAGCGAAAGUGACAGACUGGUUGCGAAUGCGUUGGAACGAGACAAUCGAGCUCCUCUGUGGUCUUCUCGGUCAUCCGGUCGAAAGCCUUCGUCUCGAAGCUCUGCAGAUGCUGAUGGAUCUACAGACAACUGCAUCCUCGUCACUCACGCGUAUCUCGGCCGCUUCAGCCGCUGCAAAGACCCAGGCAAAAAUCACGUCUGCUAGCAACAAGGAUUCUCCCGAAUCCGUGCAAGCCACAUCAGCCUUGUGGUCGGCUUCGCCAUGGCGCGCGCUAUCGCUUGCUCUCAUCGCCGGACCUCCAAGUCUCUUAAAGCUUGGAAGCGGUGAUGCAGGUACAAGGUAUACGGUCGUCCGUGUACAUUCAGGAGUCCCGGAGGAUGUAAGGAACCAAUUCGUUCAAAUUGGCUUGCACAAGUAUGACGAUGUUCGUUUUGCCACUUUGCGCGAGAUCAGCCAUGCGCUGCGAAAGCCUUCGCCGAGCUUCGCUGGUAGCACUCUGUUGCGAGCACAUACGCUGGCACUCUUGAUACAGCUCACGGCUAUUCCGACCACAUCGGAUGAUCUCAACCAGUUUUUGGUCGAUGAACUCUCUACACCACCUCUUGGGGCAGCCGGAACGAAGAAGAUGAAGAAGAAAAAGAGCGCAGGUGGUGGCAUCGCGAACGACGAAAAUCGUGCAGUCAUCGACGAUGGAGAUUCAGAGGCAGAAGAAGAGCAAGAAGACGACAUGACAGGCUGGUUCUCGGAUUCUGACGAAGAACGUGGAGCCCAAGCAGGAGCUACAGCGGGUGAGCAGCGACGAGCAGCAGACAAGAAGGCUGUGGGUGGUCUCGGUUCUGCUGCGCGCUCUGCGGCUGCCAGAAAACGCAGGCAAAAGACGUUCCACCAAGCACUGCACAGCAUCGGUGCUCAACGUAGCGCCUUCUCUGCUGCCUGGCUCGACGUCCUGCUGCCCCGACGCCAGACUGCCGACUCGGCCGCAGCCGCCGGUGUCGCAAAAGGCUCGAUCGUCGGUGGUGACCUCAGCCUGGUUGCCACACACGAAGUGCUAGUUCGUUUGCACGCCCAGAUCCUUCCACAUCUCACCAAACCCACCAUGCUGCACGACUUUCUCGUUUCGUGUCUCGACUCUAGUGGAGCCACUGCCCUUCUUGCGCUCAAUGCCAUCUUUACCCUGGUCACCAAACACAACCUCGACUACCCGCACUUCUACAAUCGACUCUACGCCAUGCUCGAUGCAUCCGUACUGCACAUGAAGUACCGAGCGCGAUUCUUGCGAUUGCUCGAAACAUUUCUGUCCUCAACACAUCUAUCCUCGACGCUUGUAGCGAGUUUCGUCAAGCGUCUGUCGCGAUUGAGCCUGCGCGCGCCACCUGCCGCCAUCGCUUCGGUCGUACCUUUUGUCUACAACCUGCUCAAGAAACACCCACGAUGCUUGUCCAUGGUGCACAAAGAAUGGGAUGGUGACCGACUCAAUAUUGGCCCUGCUGGUGUUUCGGAUCCUUUCAACGCGCAUGAAUCUGAUCCGCUUCUCACGCACGCGCUCGACAGCUCGCUCUGGGAGCUAGCCUCAUUUGGUGCUGCCGCGGCUGCGCGUGGCAAUAGUGGCGGUCCGGCGAUGCGCAGUGACCAAGUCAGCAAUCUUGCCGGAGAAGCACACUUUUUGGGAUCGGUGACGAGUCUCGCGCACAUCUUGGCCGAACCGUUCACCAGAGAACGCUACAGCUUGGACGAUUUCCUCGACAUCACCUAUGCAACCUUGUUCGAAACCGAGACGCGCAAGACGUUGAAAAAGCCUCAAGAUGGCCGAAAGCGCGCCCCUGCACUAGCGUAUAGCUUGCCUGGAGGGUUUGGUGCUGGUGGAUCGACCGAUACCACAGCGCAUAACCGAGUGGAUAUUUUCCCGAGUGAAAGCGGCAGGACGCGCGCGAAACACUCGUUGGCGGAAGCACAGAGCGAGGAAGAGAAGGAGAUUGAAAGAGAACGUGCGGAACGCAAGCGUAGAUUAGGCGAGGUGGGUGGUGAGCACGACGAGGAGGACGACGAGGAAAGAGAAGCACGCGAAGCCAUAGAAGAGUUGAAGCGCACCGAGAGGGCCAAAAAGCGUAAAGUGGACCAGACAGGCACUCACGACGUCUGCGCUACGCUGUUCAGUUUUGCUUGA
Molecule: messenger RNA, 2547 nt
Organism: Mycosarcoma maydis (corn smut)
Lineage: Eukaryota; Fungi; Basidiomycota; Ustilaginomycetes; Ustilaginales
Product: ribosome biosynthesis protein NOC4
Exons: 1
Coding region: 1-2547 (848 amino acids)
Biological process (GO): ribosome biogenesis
Cellular component (GO): nucleolus; Noc4p-Nop14p complex; small-subunit processome
Source: RefSeq, a predicted model, not a curated record